AUGGUAUCCUCUUCUUCUUUUGUCUUUAUGAUAGACUUGUCCUUUUCCAAAAGGCAGAAGUAGGACCAUAUUGUGUUGAAGUCGUACACCUGCAUUUAGCUUUUUUUGACACUUUACACACUUGUCCACGAAAAUUCUUUACAACUAUGGCUUUUUCCCUUUUUUUUUUUUUCAGGUGAAUCAUUUCCCUUUGUUUAAUCAAUUCAUUUGGUUUUUCUUUGUUUAAUAUUGGUAGUUAAAGUCUUACAUGUAAUUUAAUACUACCUACUAAGUAUAAUAGGUUUUCUCUCUCAUUUUUUUUCACAGAUUCUUCAUCUGAUCACUUUACAAUACAACACAACUAUGGGGGUAUUUUAGGGCACACAAGGGAGACAAAAUAUAUGGGGGGCAGUGUAGGCUAUGUUGAUUAUUGUGAAAGUGAUGAACUCUCUUUAAUUGAACUCUUCAAUAUGGUACUUGAAUUUGGUUCAAAGUUUUCAGCCAUUAACUUUUACACUUGGGUUAGUGGUGGCUUAAGAAUUCUAAAAACAGACUUAGAUGCAAUGGGGCUACGUUCAUUGGUUGAUAAAGAUAGGGUGGUGAAGGUUUUUUCUGUUGAAGAAAAAGAAGAUAAAGUGUAUGGGGAAUUGUAUGUGGGGGCCCAAGAGAGUCAAGUUGGCAGACCUAAUAAGCCCAAAAGGACUGAGGUUAAAGUUUCAGACUCUAGAAUAUCACUGCCCAGAUGGACUGGCCCUUUUCCUAAAACCAUGGGCUCACUCAAUAAGGGCAUGACACAGCCCAAAUCCAUAGGGAUAUCCAGUAGGUAUAUGCCACAGGACAAAACCAUGGGGACCCCAAAAAAUGCCAAGGCCCAGUCCAAACCCAUUAAUGUCUGCAAUAAAGGUAAGGGCAAGACCAAAGUCCAGGAUGUAGUAAUUCAGGAUAUGGUGGAUGUGCAAGUGGAUGAAGAGGGUGACAGUGAUGAGUAUGACCUAGAUUCAGACACCUCUGAUGAAGAUGAAGUUUUUUAUGAUAGUGAUUAUGGGUUAACUGAUGAUGAUGAACUGUUUGAGCAAAACGUUGACAAAUAUGUAGAAUUUGGUGGGUUGAACAAGAAAAAUACUUUGAGUAUAGAUGCUGAUUAUGCUGCAGUAAUAGAGGAAAUGGCUGAUAUAGAAGGUGGUAUUGAUGAUUCCUCUGAUGAACUCAAUAGUGGGUAUAACUCCUCAGAUGAAGAAGGAGGGUCUAGAAAACAAGAGAGAAAGUACACAAUUUUCAAUGAGAAGACUGAGAUGGACAAUCCUGUGUUCGAGGUUGGGAUGGAGUUUAAGACUCAUGACCUAAUUGCAAAUGCAGUUAAAGAGUACUCAAUUUUACAUGGAAAGAAGAUUAAAUUCCUAAAAAAUGAUAGGGAAAAGGUGAGGGCAAAAUGCCAAGACGGUUAUGAUUGGCUCAUCUAUGCAUCUUAUGUCCCUAGUGAUGCUGUGUAUAGGGUGAAAAGGUAUGAUGCAGUGCAUAACUGCGUUAGGUCUUUCCAUGUACCAUGGGUCAGUACCAAAUGGAUAUUGGACAAGUAUUGUGACAGGAUUAGAAGUAACCCUACGUGGCCAAUCAAGUCUCUGGCCGAAACUAUAGAAAAAGAAAGGACUGUGAAAGUAAGUAUCCAAAAGGUCUAUAGGGCUAAGCAGAUGGCUUUGGAGUUGAUUCAAGGUAGUGCUGAAGAGCAAUUUCAGCAACUGUGGGGAUAUGUGGAAGAGGUAAGGUCUUCAAAUCCUGGAACAACAAUUAAAAUGAAAGUGAAAUUGAAUACUAGGUUUGGGAAUUUUGCAAAGUUCAAGAGGUUGAAUAUUUGUUGGGGUGCAUUGAAGAAAGGGUUCUUGGAGGGAUGUAGGCCAUUGAUAGGAUUGGAUGGGUGCCAUUUGAAAGGGCCACAAGGUGGCAUUCUCUUGACAGCUGUUGGCAUUGAUUCCAACAACUGCAUUUACCCCUUUGCAUAUGCAGUGGUAGAACAAGAAAAAUACAAGACAUGGAACUGGUUUCUUGAGCUACUGAUAGAAGACCUUAACAUACAAAAUUCUCAUAGUUUUACAAUUAUGAGUGACAAGCAAAAAGGUCUAAUUGAGGCUGUUCAGAAUCUGUUACCAAAUGCUCCUCAUAGGUUCUGUGUUAGGCACUUGUACAAUAAUUUCAAGCUGGAGUUCAAAGGUUUGGCCCUCAAAGAUAUAUUGUGGAAGGCAGCUAGAGCAACUACAAUUCCACAGUUCAAUAAUGCUAUGGAAGAGAUGCACCAGAUGGACAAAAUGGCAUAUGAUUGGUUAUGUAAGAGGCCCCCAAUCAAUUGGAGUAGAUCCCAUUUCAGCACAUACACUAAGUGUGACAUCCUCUUGAAUAACCUAUGUGAGAGUUUCAAUUCAAGCAUCUUACUGGCCAGGGACAAGCCUAUAAUUAGUAUGCUAGAGGCCAUAAGGGUAAUUUUGAUGGAAACAAUUGUCAAGAAGAGGGAUGCAAUGAAGAGAUGCAAGUGGCCAGUGUGUCCAAAGAUUUUCAAAAUAGUGGAGAAGCUGAAAACAAAUUCUGAAGGGUGGAUACCAAAGUGGCAGGGCAGUGCCAAUUUGAAGUUUAUGGGCCUAAUAAUAUGCAGUACAAGGUCCACUUGACAAACAAAACAUGUGGGUGUAGAAAGUGGGACAUCUCUGGAAUCCCAUGCAUUCAUGCCAUAGCAGCUCUGAGUUUCUUGAACAUGGACAUUUUUUAUUAUGUUCAUGAGUGUUACAAGGUGGA
Molecule: messenger RNA, 2760 nt
Organism: Rhododendron vialii
Lineage: Eukaryota; Viridiplantae; Streptophyta; Magnoliopsida; Ericales; Ericaceae
Exons: 1
Coding region: 381-2636 (751 amino acids)
Source: RefSeq, a predicted model, not a curated record